AUAGUGGUGUAAAUGCUCUGUCUGGUUGUAAUGAAGUCUCGCUCUUCGCCGCUGGAUGGCACAUGCACACUCCUCCUCCUCACUUCAUUGCGCAGUUUGGAUCAUUAUCCGCCACUCUUCAUUUCCCACGCUACAAUUUGCGGAUUUUUGCGCGUUUCGACGGAAAUCGCUACAAGAGUUUGUUCAAGGAAGAGUUCACGUGAAUGUCCCCUGAGUGUGAGGCUUCUCCAAAGGACAUGAGGGUUAGAUCCCUCCAAAAGCUGGACAUCUAUGGUUCCUCUCUCCUCUCAUCCCAAGGCAGAGGGACUCAUUCCUGUUUCUGAUCCCCAGUCUUUCCCUAAUUCAUGAGCCAGCAGGAUGCAUCAUCUGUGCGAGCCCUCUCUGAGCGUCUCCUCAUAGCCUCGCACAAGGGCCAAGCUGAUCAUGUGGUUCAGCUCAUUAACAAAGGGGCCAAGGUAGCCAUUACCAAGAAUGGCAGGACACCUCUGCACUUGGCUGCCUAUAAGGGGCACAUUGCUGUAGUGAGGAUUCUUCUUGCAGCUGGUUGUGACCUGGAUAUUCAGGAUGAUGGUGACCAGACGGCCUUACACAGAGCAGCUGUGGUGGGAAACGCUGAUGUCAUCUCAGCUCUCAUUCAGGAAGGAUGUGCACUAGAUAGACAAGACAAGGACGGGAACACGGCGUUACACGAGGCUGCGUGGCAUGGCUUCAGUCAGUCUGUCAAACUGCUGGUGAAGGCUGGCGCCAACGUUCACGCCAAGAACAAGGCAGGAAACACGGCUCUUCAUCUGGCGUGUCAGAACGGUCACGCUCAAAGCUCGAAAGUCCUGCUGCUGGCCGGCUCUCGUCCCGACAGCAAGAACAGUGUAGGUGACACGUGUCUGCAUGUGUCUGCCCGAUAUAACCACGUGAGUGUGAUCCGAGCGCUCCUGGGUGCCAUCUGCUCAGUGACUGAAAGAAAUCAUGCAGGAGACACGGCUUUACAUAUCGCAGCUGCUCUGAAUCACAGGAAGACUGUACGCAUGUUACUGGAGGCUGGGGCCGACAGCCGCUUCAAGAACAAUGCGGGAGAGACGGCCCUCGAUCAGGCUCGUGAGAACGAUAAUCCUGAAGUGGCGCUGCUGCUCACCAAAGCUCCACAGAGCUUCACUCGAGGACGCACUGUGAGGAAGAGGAGGGACAAGAUGAAGACCGAGGGCCGAGCGCAGUCAGUCCCACGUGAUGAGAUGCUGCCGAGGAAGGACAGUGCAUCUCCAGCAAAUGACACUCAUGGCAGUGAAAACUCUCUCCGCCGGAACGACAAUGUGUGCGUCACAGAGGCACGAGCAAACAAAAACAGUGAGAAGAAAGUCAAAGAGAGGAUUUCGCCAUCAGAUGCCCUCAUUCGAAGACAGAAUAAACACAGUGAUCAUAAGAAGAAGAGUAAAACGGAGAGAGUAUCAGCGGUUCCUCCUCAUAACUACAAGGCGUACCAGCUCUAUACUCUCUACAGAGACAAAGAUGGCAAGAUCAUGCAGGCCCCACUGAAUGGCUGCAGGUGUGAACCUCUCAUUAACAAACUGGAGAAUCAGCUCAUGGCCACAAAAGAGGAAAUGCAGUCAGAGAUUCACACUGUACAGGAGCUCAUGAACAGCAAGAUGGGCCAAAUGGAGCGCAAGAACAAACAUCAGAUCAGAGCUCUAGAUAAGAUCACUUUAGAGAGAGUGUCUGCUGAGAGGAUUGAAUGUUUACAUCGCAUUGACAAGCGAGCCGUACAAGAACGCUUGGAAGGAGAGAAAAGACAGGCGUCAGUGGUCAGCGAUCUCAAGAACUGGUGCAUUUCUAAGAUCCAAAGUUUGGAGUCGCGUCUCUCUGGCGAUCGCAGCGACACUAAGUUACGGCGCUCCUCGUCCCUCACCGACACGCUUUCGGAUUGUGAUCCCCGUUCCCACACAGCUGUACCAGAUCCGUCUGGUGCCAAAGCCUGCUGCUCUCCAUCAACAAACCAACCAGAGCCCAAAGAUGGACGCGAGGCUGCAGCAGCGAGCACGAGUCCUGAGGAUGGAUCAGCCGGUUACUAUGUGAUUGAGGUGGACCGCGUCUCACCGGAUAAGCAGUCACCACAGAAUCUAUCUGCACCCCAGUCUCCUUGUAUAGUCCGAACUAAGCAACGAUCCCGGGCCUGUAGUGACCCUCACAGAGUGCCAGAUGAGCCUCAGGAUCUGAGUCUGGAGCUGAGACCCGUCUCCGAUCAGUGCUGCGAGCACAGGAACCUCAAAAGACGCACCCAACAAAGAGCAAAGACCAAACACAACGCUCAGACCAUGACAAGUUUAGGAGACCCGCACACCGCCGAGGCUUCCUUCGCCCAGGAGCGGGAAAACAUGCACGCGCUGGAGGUUACGCAGUACUUUUUUGAGGCAGUGACCGUGCAGAUGGAGCGCUGGUAUGAAAGGAAGAUUGAAGAAGCACGCUGGCAGGCCAACCAGAGAGCCCAGGCUGACAGAGCCGCCCUGCUGGACAGAAUAAGCUACCUUGAGGAUGAGCUCCGACUGCUGAGAACUAACAAACAGGAGGAGAGCUAGUACAGAGAAGACCAGACACUGGUGUAGCAGACACUGGAACCUCCAGAUGGAUGAGUGAAGCUCCAUAGAGCAGCUAACACAUGAAGAUGAGUAGCAUCUAAACAGAAACAUACUCUUUGCAAGUUUGAUUUCAUUUGCCGUAACACAAUUCAUAAUGGAGGGCAAACGCAUUCUUAACACUAUAGAGGGCAUUAGCAUAAACUGUCUGCUGAGGUUUGUUGCUGCCAGAGAAACACAAGAAUGCACUUUAUGUACAGCGGGACUGCAUGCUGUCGGAGCCCCGUUCGAGAAUUUGUGUCUGCAUCUGAAUGCUUGCGUGGGUUAUGUGUCUGGGUUUACAGACGUAACAUCAUGACAAACCCGCACUGCCAAAGAUCUGUUCAAACUCCCGGUUUAAUAAGAGGCACUACAAAGAUAAGUCUGUUUUAUUGUGAAAGCAAAUUCACAUGAUUUAAAUCUGUAUUCAGAAAAAGGCAUGAACACAACUACUACAGUACUAGUGCUCAAAUCUGGUGACAGUGCCUAAAUUAUGCCACUACUUUGGAGGUUUGCCAGAUCAUAUAAAACCAGUGAACACUGACGAAUAAAAGUAACAAACUCCAUCACAGCAAACACUGUGAUAUUAGCAAGUAUUAGGCCUAGUUUAUUUUGUAAUGUCUUUGUAUAUGGACUUUACUGCACGAAAUGAAACGUCUUAACCUGUGAUGUUUAACGUAGUCUGUAGCUGAAGUCCAAGAACUCACAAUGAAAUAAGUGUUUGUAACAGCUUCACGCGUGUGAAUGUUUCAUUUGGUAGAUAAGUAGUCUAAUUUAACAGUUUUUAAUCGUUCAUUUAACAAAAUUCAGAACACAUGGACACGAAAAACUCCGUCCCGUUCUAUGGUAAAUGUUUUGAGGCUGGUAUAGAGGUUAAAAUCAAUGAAAUAUACUGAACUGUAAUGUCGAGGCAGCAAAGAAUGAAAUAAACCUCAUUACACACUUUAUUCUGGUAUGGAAAAACCCCUUUCCACCAUCCAAUCAAACAUUUAAAGAUUCACAAAUGUUGGAUCAUUUGAUCCGUGCUGUGCCCUUGAUAGACAUUUCACCUCACACUGCUCCAUCAAGACUGAUGUAUAAUGUGCAAGUACUGUUGAAAUGAUCAAAAAGUCAAAAUAAUGGUCACUAUGAUUUCAAACUGCUGUUGAUGGUGAACCAUGAAAUCAGAUUGUUUUUGAUGCAUGUCUUGUCAAAUGUAAUAACCAUGUAUUGUUUUUUAUAUACAUGUACGACUACUAGAAUGAUUGUUUACAGCUGCUUCAGAUGGAACAUUAUUGUUUUCUGUCAUGCGGCUGUGUGAUCUGUCACAAAUUAAUGUCUAAUAAACUACAUCUCUGUAAAUUUGA
Cyprinus carpio (common carp) is the source of this 3946-nucleotide messenger RNA. RefSeq names its product ankyrin repeat domain 6b (gene ankrd6b). The record is from RefSeq and is a predicted model, not a curated record. Gene Ontology annotation, cellular component: cytoplasm; nucleus. Lineage: Eukaryota; Metazoa; Chordata; Actinopteri; Cypriniformes; Cyprinidae. Gene Ontology annotation, molecular function: protein binding.